AUGGAUGCCAAACCAACAGCAACAGCAGCAGGUGCAGAUCAGCGUAGAAACAAGUUUAAAAACAAAGAUGCCUUUCAGGCAGAGCAAGUUCGAAACCGAAGACAGCAGCAUACUGUUGAGAUUAGAAAACAGAAACGUGAAGAGAAUCUGACAAAGCGCAGAAACAUGGUGGUUGGAAAUGACAAUCUUUCGGACAGUGAGGAUGGUGCAGAGACUGAGACUCACGGAGAGUUACAUCAAAUACUUACAGGUCUUGUUGCCGAUGUAUACUCUGGUAACGUGGAAAAACAAUACGAAGCUACAACUCGGUUUAGAAAACUGCUGUCCAAGGAACGCGAUCCUCCUAUCCAAGAGGUUAUUCAGACUGGCGUUGUUCCAAAGUUUGUCGAGUUUCUUUCAUCACGUCAUAGUCUUUUACAGUUUGAAGCUGCAUGGGCAUUGACGAAUAUUGCAUCAGGAUCAUCCCCUCAGACACAAUACGUAGUAGAUUCUGGAGCAGUACCUAUUUUUGUAAAGUUGCUCAGUAGUGAUGUAAUAGAUGUUAAGGAACAGGCUGUAUGGGCUCUGGGUAAUAUUGCAGGAGAUGGGCCUGAAUGCCGAGACUAUGUUCUCAAGUGUGAUGCUCUUAUGCCUUUGUUGACCAUCCUUGAUGACCACCAUAACAAGGUUUCUAUGCAACGAAAUGCUACCUGGGCACUUUCCAACUUUUGCCGUGGUAAGAGCCCUCAACCAGACUGGAAAAAGGUGUUUCCAGCAUUGCCUACGCUUGCAAAGUUGAUCUACUCUUCGGAUGAAGAGGUCUUGAUUGAUGCUUGCUGGGCAAUUUCUUACUUGUCUGAUGGGUUGAAUGACCGGAUCCAGACCGUGAUUGAAUCUGGAGUGUGUCGUCGGUUGGUGGAAUUGCUGAUGCACCCUUCAUCAGCAGUCCAGACACCUGCUUUGAGAUCGAUUGGCAAUAUUGUGACCGGCGAUGACAUCCAGACUCAGGUGGUAAUCAACUGUGGAGUUUUGACUGCCCUGUUGUCGUUGUUGACCAAUGCAAAGGAGACGAUCCGCAAAGAGGCCUGUUGGACGAUUUCAAAUAUCACGGCUGGUAGUGUGACCCAGAUCCAGGCUGUGAUUGAUGCCAACAUAAUACCUGUAUUGGUUCAUAUUCUUGGCACGGCUGAGUUCAAGACACGUAAGGAAGCAUGCUGGGCUAUUGUGAAUGCGACAUCUGGCGGAUUGAGUAAGCCAGAGCAGAUCCGAUACAUUGUGAGCCAAGGCUGUAUUAAGCCACUGUGCGAUCUGCUGGUUGGCAUGGACAACAAGAUUGCACAGGUGUGCCUGGAUGGACUGGACAACAUUCUCAAGGUUGGGGAGAUGGAGCGAAUGAAUGACCCUGAAGGACAGAAUAGAUAUGCUCUGUAUAUUGAGGAGUGUGGAGGAAUAGAGGCCAUUCACCAAAUGCAGGGACAUGAGAACACCGAGGUCUACAAAAAGGCCUACAAUAUCAUCGAUCGUUACUUUGGUGAUGAUGAAGUAGGUGAAGAAAUGAUCGAUGAUCAACAACAGGGAUUCAACCAUCAGAACCAACCACAAAACUUCAGCUUCCAAGCUGAUGCACAUGCUCCUCAAGGAGGUUUCCAAUUUGGAAACUAAUACAUACAUAUAUACAACUCUACCACUACCAAAACACCACCUACCCACCACCAACAGCACCAGAACUACAACAAUUACUAUUAUUAUUUAUCACCACUACAACAACAACAACAACAACAACAACAGCAAUAGCAAUAGCAAUAGCAAUAGCAGUGACAGUGACAGUGACACCAACAAUAACAACAAAAUUAAGAGAAAUCCCCCCCCCCCCCCAAAUCUAUGUGCCUUUUUUUUUAUUCUUUUUAUUUUUUUCUUUGCCCCAUGUACAUUUUUUCUCUUUUUCUAUUUUCUUCUUUCUAUUUUCCAUUUUUGGUUACCACAACAAAAAUAAGAAACAUAAAAAAUACAAACCAAAUAUUUUUUUAACUUU
This is a messenger RNA of Phycomyces blakesleeanus NRRL 1555(-), 2011 nucleotides long. RefSeq lists its product as hypothetical. Gene Ontology annotation, biological process: NLS-bearing protein import into nucleus. Gene Ontology annotation, molecular function: protein binding; nuclear import signal receptor activity. Gene Ontology annotation, cellular component: cytoplasm; nucleoplasm; nucleus. The transcript is spliced from 5 exons. The record is from RefSeq and is a predicted model, not a curated record. Bases 1 to 1641 code for a protein of 546 amino acids. NCBI's taxonomy places the organism in Eukaryota, Fungi, Mucoromycota, Mucoromycetes, Mucorales, Phycomycetaceae.